This is a messenger RNA of Abrus precatorius (Indian licorice), 2382 nucleotides long. RefSeq lists its product as uncharacterized. Lineage: Eukaryota; Viridiplantae; Streptophyta; Magnoliopsida; Fabales; Fabaceae. The coding region runs from base 179 to 2146 and encodes 655 amino acids. The transcript is spliced from 9 exons. Gene Ontology annotation, molecular function: ATP hydrolysis activity. The record is from RefSeq and is a predicted model, not a curated record.
UCUGAUGAAACAAAACAAAGCAAAGCAAAAUUGAAACACGAAACCAUGUUCCUUCGUGUUUAGUCCCAAUUGAAUUCCUCGAAAGUGAAAACUCAGUUCUCGUUUUCGUUUUGAGAAACGAAUUUCCCUCUCGAAACUGCAACAACGAAACGCGAGUUCACAGUUCCCGCCAAAACCGAUGCUGGGGUUCACUCUUCCGCUUCAGCUUCAGCUCCGAUGCUACCCCCAACCGUACCUUCCCAAUUCGAUAGCACCCAAACCCUACUAUCCACGCCUUCCUUCACUUCCUCGAACUCUGAUUUCAUCCGGUUGGGUCCGGUUCGGUUUGCGAGCGAGUUUUCAGCCGGUUCGGUCCGGUUCGGUGUUUUCCGAGGAUGAGUUUGGCGUGGAGCUUGGGCGGCUGCUGGCGCUGUUGCCGGAGGAGAUGCGCCGGCGCGUGAGCGACCACCCGGAGCUGCCGCAGUUGAUCGAAGUGGUGAUGGAUUUGGGGCGGAAACCGCUUGCUAGAUUUCCCUCCGGGGAUUUCGUGAUAUCGGAGUAUCCUAUAACUGUUCAGGAUAUCGAGCAUGCCACUGCUCAGGUUGGUGACUUUGCUGUUGAUAAUCGAGCAGGAAUCAGCAGGACAUUGCAUCGGAUCAGUGCCAUCAGAAAUCGCAAGGGCACAAUUAUUGGCCUAACUUGUCGAGUUGGCAGAGCAAUUUCAGGAAGUGCUAUGUUGUUGCAAGAUUUGGUUCAAGAUGGAGCUUCUUUGUUGCUUAUUGGGCCACCGGGGGUUGGCAAAACUACAAUUAUUAGGGAAAUAGCUAGGAUGCUGGCAAAUGAUUACAAGAAGCGUGUGAUGAUAGUUGACACCUCCAAUGAAAUUGGGGGUGAUGGUGAUAUACCUCAUGCUGGAAUUGGUAAUGCUCGACGUAUGCAAGUCCCCAUCUCUGAUAUGCAACAUAAGGUAUUGAUAGAGGCAGUUGAAAACCACAUGCCUCAAGUAAUUGUAAUUGAUGAAAUUGGUACUAAACUUGAAGCAAUGGCAGCGACCACAAUUGCACAACGUGGGAUCCAGCUUGUUGCUACUGCUCAUGGAGUCACAAUUGAAAAUCUGAUAAUGAAUCCUUCAUUAGAGAUGCUUGUCGGAGGAAUACAGAGUGUGACACUUGGGGAUGAAGAGGCCAGUCGCAGGGGUGUGCAGAAGACAGUACUGGAGAGGAAAGGCCCAUCUACGUUUAGUUGUGGAGUGGAGAUUAUUUCAAAAACAGAGUUGCGCAUUCACCUUAGCCUUGAAGCAACUGUAGAUGCUAUUCUUUCUGGUCGUUUUCCAAAUGUAGAAGUACGCAAGAUGAAGUCUCAAGAACAGGAAGAGAUUGUACAAAAUGGGCCUGUUAGUGAAAGUUCUCUUGAAAUAAAUGGUGAACUAACGUUUGAAGAUGCUACAGAGGAUGCUGAUGAUCAAACCAGCCAAAAUGAAUCACUUUUGAAGUUGCCUAUUGACUUGGUAGAGGAUUCCUGGGAGCACAAGUUGCCACUUCACCUGUUUUGUUAUGGGAUUUUAGAGGCAACUGUUAUUCAAGGGAUUAAACAGUUGAAAAUGAAUGAUGCGGCCAUUCAAUUGACUGAUAAUAUUAGUGAAGCAAAUGCUUUACUUGCCUUGCAAUCCAAGCUUAAAAAGAAUCCAGGGAUUCAGGCUGCUGCCAAGUCUCAUGAUAUUCCCAUUUAUGUGACGAAGACGAGUUCAUUGGAGCAAGUAACAAAAGCUAUACGGGCAUUAGUAAGUGAUCAUGAAGAUGGUUUAAAGGAUUCUGUAUCGACAGACAAGAUAAAAGUAUCAGAGAAAAUUGAUGCUUUGGAGGAGGCAAGAAUGGCUAUAGAACAUAUAUUGAUUCCAAAGGGAGAACCUGUGGAUCUACUCCCCAGAUCACCUUGCAUAUUAUCUUUGCAGCUGGAACUUGUUCGUAAAUACCAACUAGAAGCAAGGAGAAUCAGUGCAGAGUCAGGUGUAUAUCUGCGCAUACUUCCAUCCCAUUAUGAGACGGAUGAAGUAAAAACUUGUGAAACUUCUGAGUCCGAUGUUGAAUUUGAUGAUUUUGCCUCUUCUAAUGGAAGUGUCAGUGGCUCAGUCAACAGCUUAGAUAGAUUGCCCCUACUGCCAGAGUAGUUAUUUGGUUUACGUAAUUGUAUAUAUUGUAUCUUAGUCUUAAGUUGUAUACUCGUGAUUAAUGAAGACUUUGAAUAGAUCCACGCAUUGUGCUAUAAAAUUGUACAUCAUAUAAUUUUUAAAUGUGUGGAAAGUCAUUUAUUAAUGUUUCUUUCAAGCAUAAAACAAGUAAUGAGAUGUACAUGUUAAAAACAUUAUAUCUUAUAUUUAUUAUAUCAAAUUAAUAAAAAUUUAAU